AUGAGCAUCGCGACAGUCAGGCCCGCCGACCCCAUGUCAUUCGAGUAUCACGAGAAUGAUCUGGAUCUUGGCGAGGACAUCGACUGGGGAACCGCCACUCCGAUUUCUCGGGUGAAUGUGCUGGAUGACAGGAAACUUGCAAACAUCAUCUCCAAGUGUGAGCUGCUUGAGCCCGCUAGGAUCCCGCAACAACAAAAAGCGCUCAUCUUACAUGAUGUAAAAACGCCUUAUGUGCUGACGAGGCAACACACUGUGCCGGAAAUCCAGAAUGGGAACGAGCUGCUGAUACAAAUCGUUUCAGUCGGGCUAAACCCGAUUGAUUGGAAGUCCGUCGAUUAUGGAUUCGGCAUUCCCAGCUUGCCUUACAUCGCUGGACGAGACUUCGCCGGAAUCGUUGUCAAGGCACCCAGACAUAGCCACAUCCGGGAGGGCGAUACUGUUAUAUGCGGGUCGACCGACUAUCGCGAUGUUCGCAAAGCUGCGUACCAAGAAUACGCCAUCGCAAGUGACCACACAGUAUGCCGACUACCGGAGCAUAUUCCAGUCACACAUGGUUCAGCCCUGGGGGUCGCCUUCGUGGCUGCGUCUCUCGCGCUCGGAGUCUGCCUUGGAUUAAAGCUUCCAGAUAUCGCUGAAGCGAAAGGGUCGAAAGGCCCAGAUAUCCGGCAAAUUGUCCGCAGAACCGCCUUGGGAGACCUGCCUUCAGACACAGUAUCAGAGUGUCUAAGCAUGCCUGAGUUUGAGCGGCCUGUACCAGGAGAGUGCUUAGUCAUAUGGGGUGGCUCUUCCACAAGCGCUCUGAUUUUGUCGCAACUCGCUCAUUUGGCUGGACUGAAAGUGAUCCUGGUCGUGGAUGUGGCCAAGCACGGCGCCCGAAUGAUGGAGUCCAAGGACUUCGUGCUGGUUGAUAGCCACAAUGCCGCCCGAGCGAGCGAUAUAAUACGCAAUUUGACCAAGGGCCAACUCCGAUUCGGCGUGGAUACCGUGGGCAAGCCAACCGCAGAGGCUCUGGCGAAGAGCUUGCAGGUUAACGGCGAGAAGAAGUCUCACAUCGUCGGCUUGGCAGCUCUGCCCAAGGAGCGAAUACCCGGCAUAGUGUACCACAGUGUCCCAGUCAAGUUAUUUCAUGAGGUACGAGAUGUCGGGCUGUCCUUGACGGCAUGGCUCGAGCAGGCUUUGGAGCACAGCGUGUUGAGUCUGCCGGUGGUCGAAAGCGCGCCAGGCGGGCUCGAAGGGAUCAACGCGGCAUUGGAUCGUAUGCGGCAGGGUCAGAUAUCAGGGAAGAGGCUCGUUGUGCCGUUGUAA
Cercospora beticola is the source of this 1305-nucleotide messenger RNA. Its product is annotated as zinc-binding alcohol dehydrogenase family protein. NCBI's taxonomy places the organism in Eukaryota, Fungi, Ascomycota, Dothideomycetes, Mycosphaerellales, Mycosphaerellaceae. Gene Ontology annotation, molecular function: oxidoreductase activity, acting on NAD(P)H. The record is from RefSeq and is a predicted model, not a curated record.